GCUCUCUGCACAGUCUGUCUGUAGUCAAAUGUAGAAGAGAUCCUGAGGCCAAUGCAUACAGCUCCUAGAGCACAUGUAUGGGUGUGUUAUAUAGGAGCACUGACCAUACAACUCAGAGGAGGAAGAAGAUGCCCCUUGAAGUGUAAUGUGACCUGCAUCCCCCGCCUGACAUGGCUGCAGGACAGAACCUUGUGUUUGGAAAGAAAAUAUUCUCUUUGAUGCCUGCUCAUACCAAGGAGCCUCAGCACAAGGAGACAUCCAAACAAGGAGCUGAAGAUUCCUCCCCUGCCUCCUGUGCUGCUCAUCUGACCUGAUCAACAUGGAGGAGACAAACAACACAGAAGAUGGGGAGGACACUUCACAGCAGAGCCCUAACAUGCUCUUCUUACUCAUCCUGGUGUUCUUCAUCAUGGGACUUGUAGGUUUUUUCAUCUGUCAUAUUCUUAAGAAGAAAGGCUACCGAUGUCGAACGUCACCCGAGGAAGACUAUGUGAUAAAGAGUGAUUCAAAUAGUGAUCAAGAAAUUCCGGAAGAGAUGUCCAAUGAAGAUACUGUAGAACGUAUAGUAAAAUGCAUUAUUGAGAACGAAGCAAAUGCAGAAGCACUUAAGCAGAUGUUGGGCGAGACUGAAGGGGAUGUUCAAAUUGGUCCCAGUUUAUGCCCGCACCGUGAAAGCCAAGAUGCCGGACCUCCUCAUCACCAUACAGUACACCUUGGAUCAAUGCAAGCCCCUUGUAUUCAUUGUUCACGCAAAAAGAGAAGCCUGUUACAUCGAAUGGGCCGGUCAAAGGACAGCAGAGGAAAGGCACAUCCAGGGGAGGUCACCGUAUUCUCUGUUGGAAGAUUCAGAGUUACUCAUAUUGGAAAGAAAACCAGUAUUCAAGGGUCUCAGGAUGACCCCAACAUCUCCAGUGAUCCCAUUUCUUUUGACAAAGAUACAGAUGACCAAACGGAGAAAAAGACUAAAAACGGUCUCGGCAUACAUCAACAUUUCGAGACACAAGAGGUCUCACAAAACGGACCAGAACUAGUGGGAUUGGCCAAAACGGAAGUCAAAGAUACUGUGAACAGCAUCAGUGGACAUAAGCUUAUACAAGAGAAGGUUGUUGAAAGAGGUGUAUACAAGGGCAAAGGGUCCAAAGACAGAAGGAGUAGUGCUCCAGAACAGACAGCUGUCCAGCGGGAAAGGAUAGACAUGUCUCAAUUAAGAGGACGCGACCAGCAAAAAGGAAGAAGCUCAGAACAAUCAGAAAAGCAGGCAAACAAAGAAGACUCCUCGAGGGAGCAAUGAUAUUCGUUUUUCACGUAGCGCCGGAGGCAACUGGUACAAUAUAUGAGAAGAGACAAGGAACUGGAAAUACAGGAGUUGUUGCAGCAGGUCCCGAGCAGCCGAAGCGCUGUAUAGGAUUACUGUACAUUGCAAAAAGAAAUACUACAAAUGGACUUAUAAAGAGGCGGAGCUUUGUUUUUUCUUAUUUUUUUUUAUUUUUUUUUUGGGUGGGGGGGAAUGAUCACAAUUUUUUUGUGGUUGUAAACCCUUAAGGGGAGAUUUAUCAAAACCUGUCCAGAGGAUAAGUUGCCCUGUUGCCCAUAGCAACCAAUCAGAUCUCUUGUUUCAUUUUUAACAAGGCCUCUGCAAAAUGAAAGAAGCGAUGUGAUUGGUUGCUAUGGGCAACUGGGCACCUUUUCCUGUGGACAGGAUUUGAUAAAUCUCCCCCUUACUGUAUAUAUUGCUAAUUAAUUCGCUGUUGUGUAUACUGAAUCUAAGUGUUUGUGAUUAUCCAGUAUUCUAGCUACAACAAAAGGGCCACUGCAUAAGGCUCUAUUCACAUUUCAGAGCCCACACCGGUACAGUAUAGUCCAAUGUGACCUUAUUCCCACGGAGUGUCCUUUACACGUGUUGUACUGUUUUUGACUGUCGAUAAAGUUAUGGUCUACUGUGCUUUUUAGGCAAGAAGGGAAGAAUAUGCAAAGCAGCCCUCACACUACUGUGGUUUUCCCUAAAGUCAAUGUUUCACUCCAGCUAGAAGUCUUGGAAACUGACUGGGAAUGUAUGCCAAGCCAGAGAUCUCUCCAGAAGGAAAGAAUAUCACCUGCAGACGGCUGUUUCGGAAUGACAAUAAUUGUCUGUACAGAGCAGGGUGUUGGCUCGCUAGUGAGAGAGAGGCCUGUCAUUGUGGGUCUAAAGGGAUAAGGUCCCAUGCCUAGAAGUACAGAAAAACUUGCGGAUAGGGGAUACGUUUUAAAUCGUGCGCGUGGGGGGGGGAAUCAGGUUCGGUGCGGGGUGUCUGAUCACUGUGGCCCCCCGCAAUCUCCUGUACGGAGCCCAAGCUCUCACACAGUGUGGCACGUCAUGACCCCUCUAUAUAGCUCCGAGAAUCCGAAGAAAGCCGAAUGGCUUUCCCAUCGAGAUAUUUGGAGAGGUCAUGGUGGACCCCGCUUCAGGUUGGGGUCGUUACGUGCCGCUCUGGGGGAAUGCCGGGGCUCUGUACGGGAGUGUGGUGAACCUUCGAUGUAUGGCGGAACCACGGGUUUAGCGGUGUAGGUGGCAAGAUUUUGUUAACCCCUAGUGUUCGUGAUGCCAGAGUGGUUUUUGGUACCGGAACCACACAAACGGUAUCUCCUCUGUUCCAAUGGCUAGUUAAGGAAAGGAGAGUCCACAACCAGUUAUGGUUUAACGUGGCUUUACUGGGUUCAGACAGAUGGAAUUAUCUUCACAGCUAGGCCAGAUUCCCAGAGAGAAGGCCAGGAACCCAGAAGGACCACGCAGCUUGCUGGGACUUGUAGUUAUUGUAAUUGACUUUAGGUGAUUAUCUUGAGGCUUGACAAUAUGCAGGACUUGACUAUAUGUAGUGACAGCAGACAUAGUCUUUUGACUUACUGGAAUGACUGUAGCUUUGUGGUCUUCCAGAUGCUGGUCACUGAGAUCUCUCGUGGUUGCUGUGCUUAGAAGCAAAUGGAAUCUGAAUCUGAGAGAAAUUGUAAUGGCCGCCCCUUUAUAUAAUGGGGGGCUGGAAUAAGGCCCAUUGGUCAAGCUGCGGGUCAUAGGUUAAGCUGGUGCUCUCUGGGAGAACAUGUGACAAGCAAUCAUGUGGCUGCAUAACAUAACAUGUGACAUUUCACAGGUCCUUGAGACCUAUCUAAACAUUAGGACACUGACUACACAUAAGAUAAGAUAAAUGACAUUAUAGAAACAGCAGGGGAGACCCCAGGUCACUGAGGGACUCAACCUGACAAGGCCUAACUAUAGUGCAAGACCAUGUCCUGUACUGGGACAUUGCAGGAGAUCGCGAGGGGGGCACAGCAGUCUGACCCCCCGCACUCUAAAAACUAUUCCCAAUCCUGCGAAUAGGAGAUUUCCUGUACCUCUAGGCGUGGUACUUAUUCUUUAAGGAGAGUGUAAUAGAGAUGUGUGGAGACCUAUAGGCUAUCUAUGCUUUUUAUAUCCUUCCCCCCCCCCCC
Messenger RNA from Hyla sarda, 3462 nucleotides. RefSeq names its product RELT like 2 (gene RELL2). The transcript is spliced from 8 exons. Lineage: Eukaryota; Metazoa; Chordata; Amphibia; Anura; Hylidae. Gene Ontology annotation, biological process: positive regulation of cell-substrate adhesion; positive regulation of p38MAPK cascade. The record is from RefSeq and is a predicted model, not a curated record. The coding region runs from base 320 to 1291 and encodes 323 amino acids.